AUGGGACUCUAUUGCCGGAAUUUAUCAGCAUCUUUCUCAUCCUUGUGCCUCCUUUCUGUUAUUCAUCUCUUGUGCUUCAACUUGCCAGUAGCCUCUGCCAUCCACAGGAACAAUGACACAGAUCGACUCUCAUUGCUGGAAUUCAAGGCCACAAUAAGCAAUGACCCUCUUGGGGUGAUGAGCUCAUGGAAUAGCACUCUUCACUUCUGCAGGUGGUAUGGCGUCACCUGUGGGCGCAGACACCAAAGAGUCACAAUGUUAGACCUAAACUCUCUUAAACUCUCAGGUUCCAUAUCACCACACGUUGGUAAUUUGAGUUUCUUAAGGAAGUUAUCUCUUCAAAACAACAGCUUCACCCAUGAGAUCCCUCCUCAGAUUGGCUAUUUACGUAGACUGCAAGUUUUGUCUCUUUAUAACAAUUCAUUUGAUGGUCAAAUUCCUUCCUCCAUAUCUAACUGUUCAAACCUUGUUUUCUUUUAUUUGGAUAACAACAAUUUUGCAGGGAAAAUUCCUGCAGAGCUUGGCUCCUUAGUGAAGCUGAAAGCCAUUUAUUUACAGAGCAAUAAUUUCAUAGGGACUUUCCCGUCAUCUUUCGGGAACCUAUCGUCCCUUGAGGAACUUCCUGCUUAUCAAAAUCAUUUGCAUGGAAAUCUUCCUGAAACUUUUGGCCAAUUGAAGAGUCUAAGGGAUUUAGCAAUUUUUCGAAAUGGUUUCUCGGGUACCAUCCCUUCCUCCAUCUUCAAUCUUUCAUCGAUCAUAUAUUUAGACCUGGGAGUAAACAACUUCCAUGGGAAACUUCCCUUGGACAUUGGAAACUCUCUUCCAAAUCUCCAAUUUUUUUCUAUUGCCGAAAACCAAUUCAGAGGUACCAUUCCAGCUUCCAUGUCUAACGCUUCAAAUCUUGAACUAGUUGAUCUGCCCCUAAAUAAUCUCGCUGGAGGAGUGCCUUCUCUUGCCAAGUUGCAUAGGCUUUCAGAAUUUGUGAUUAGUGGCAACAACUUAGGAAGUGGAAAAGCUGAUGACUUGAGAUUUCUUUCAACUUUAACUAACGCCACAGCUUUAAAAUUCCUAUUCAUAGACGCCAAUAACUUUGGAGGAGAACUUCCAGAAUACAUCGCCAACUUUUCAAAGGAGCUCCAAUUCUUUGGCGCAGAGCUCAAUCAAAUAUCUGGAAACAUCCCAGUUGGAAUACAGGCUCUUGUUAACUUGGAAAUGUUCCUUGUAGAUAGGAACAAACUUUCAGGUAAUAUUCCAUCAGGCAUUGGACAGCUCCAAAAUUUAAAAUUACUUUACCUUGGAAAUAAUAAGUUAUCAGGAUAUAUUCCAUCAUCUCUGGGAAACCUGACAAAUUUACUUGAAGUUGUUUUAUCUAACAAUUACCUCCAAGGCACCAUUCCUUCCAGUCUAGGCAAGUGCAUGAAAUUGCUCAGACUGGAUUUUUCUGUAAAUAAUCUCAGUGGUCCCAUUCCAUCGCAAGUUAUUGGAUUGUCCUCCUUGUCAAAAGUUCUUGAUUUGUCUUUGAAUAAUUUAUCUGGUUCCCUUCCAAAAGCAAUAGAAAAUUUGAAAAAUCUAGAAAUCCUUGCCCUUCAUGGGAACAUGUUGUCAGGAGAGCUUCCCAGUGGCCUUGGCAGUUGUUCAAGUCUUGAAUUGUUAUUGAUGAGUGCCAACUUGUUCCAAGGAUCCAUUCCUUCCUCUUUCGGAACACUAAGAGGCAUUAGAGAGUUAAACCUUUCUCAUAAUAACUUGUCAGGCAUGGUACCAGUGGUAGGAGUUUUCAAGAAUUCUAGUGCUACCUUUGUGGGAGGAAAUAAAAAUCUAUGUGGUGGCAUACCUGAUUUUGAGCUACCUGCGUGCAAAUUUGAACAAUCAAAGAGGAGACUAACUAUAAAAUUAAAGAUCAUAAUCUUUGCUGUUUGUGUGGUUAUAGGUGUUGCCCUUUUGUUUAUCUGUUUGCUUCUUUGGCGUAAUUCAAAAAAGAGAAAAGGAGAAGCUACAUCACUAUUUGAUGGGAAAUCACUAUUGAAGUUGUCUUAUCAAAGUUUGCUAAAAGCCACUAAUGGAUUCUCUCCAGAUAAUUUGAUUGGUGUUGGUAGUUUUGGAUCUGUGUAUAAAGGGGUUCUUGAUCAAGAAGGAAUGGUAAUUGCAGUUAAAGUGCUUAACAUGAUGCGACGAGGAGCUUCAAGGAGUUUUAUUGCAGAAUGUGAAGCCUUACGGAACAUCAGGCAUCGAAAUCUUGUCAAAGUUGUCACAGCUUGUUCAGGAGUUGAUUAUCAAGGCAAUGAUUUUAAAGCACUGGUUUAUGAAUUCAUGGUGAAUGGGAGCUUAGAUGGCUGGUUGCAUCCAACUCUUGGAUCAGAUGAGAUGCCAAGAUCUGUAAAUGUUAUCCAAAGAUUGAAUAUUGCUAUUGAUGUUGCUUCUGCACUUGAGUAUCUUCACCAUCACUGUGGAACGCCAAUUGUUCACUGUGAUUUAAAACCAAGUAAUAUCCUUCUUGAUGAAGAAAUGGUAGGACAUGUAAGUGAUUUUGGGUUAGUGAAGUUUCUUACUAGUAGGAUGCUUUACUACUCAACAAAUCAUUCCAGUUCACUUGGCAUUAGAGGAACUAUUGGUUAUUGUCCUCCAGAGUACGGUGUGGGAAGUGAAGUAUCAAUGCAUGGUGAUGUAUUCAGUUUUGGCAUACUCUUGUUGGAGAUGUUCACGGGAAAGAGGCCGACUGAUGACUUGUUCAAAGAUAAUUUAAGUCUUCAUAAUUAUGUCAAAAGAGGUCUGCCAGAACAAGUGAAAGAAAUAGUAGAUCCCAAGCUUUUUCAUAUGCAACUCGAUGCUGAUGCAACAUCAAAUCACAAUCACAAUUUCAGGAAUAGGAGAAAUAACAUGUUGAUUGAAUGCUUGACUUCAAUUUUAGAAAUUGGAAUUUAUUGUUCUAUGGAAUCACCACAAGAGCGAAUGAAUAUUAGUGAUGUUGUUACUCAGCUCUCUUCCGUUAGAAGGAAACUUGUUGGAACUCGAUUCUAA
Messenger RNA from Manihot esculenta (cassava), 3015 nucleotides. RefSeq names its product probable LRR receptor-like serine/threonine-protein kinase At3g47570. Gene Ontology annotation, biological process: protein phosphorylation. Gene Ontology annotation, molecular function: protein kinase activity; ATP binding; protein binding. The transcript is spliced from 3 exons. The record is from RefSeq and is a predicted model, not a curated record. Bases 1 to 3015 code for a protein of 1004 amino acids. NCBI's taxonomy places the organism in Eukaryota, Viridiplantae, Streptophyta, Magnoliopsida, Malpighiales, Euphorbiaceae.